Molecule: messenger RNA, 1239 nt
Organism: Stegastes partitus (bicolor damselfish)
Lineage: Eukaryota; Metazoa; Chordata; Actinopteri; Pomacentridae
Product: adenylate kinase isoenzyme 5-like
Exons: 8
Coding region: 1-1239 (412 amino acids)
Biological process (GO): nucleobase-containing compound metabolic process
Molecular function (GO): ATP binding; nucleobase-containing compound kinase activity
Source: RefSeq, a predicted model, not a curated record
AUGGUUCAUCUGGUGGUCUGGGCUCAGUCAGCGGGUCGGUACCUGGUACUGUAUCAGCAUGUAGUAAAAGUCCAGGUCGGGUUGAUCCGCGCUGCAGGCCCCACACAGCGCCGCUGGGUCUGGGUCGGGCAGCAGGCUGAGACUGGCUCUCUGGUCCUCCAGCCUCUGACACUGAGACUCCAGAAUCAGGUCCAACAAGGCCUCUGGUUCCUCCUGCUGGCUGCUGCACUGCUACGGCAACAAGACGGGGACAAAAACAUGAGACAGCAACAACCAUCAGCCAUCAUGGAAGAACAUGUUGUCCAUUCGCCAGUCCACUCUCAGCUCUCCAUAGAGUCAGAUUCUGACAUGACGGAGAGUUCUGGACUCCUACAGGAGGUCCACAUCUUCCCUCCUCAGAGGCCACGCCCCCUGAUCAUCUUCAUUAUCGGUGGACCCGGCAGCGGGAAAGGAAGUCAGACCGCCAAGCUGACGGAGCACUUCGGUUUCCGAGGAAUCUCAUUGGACGAGCUGCUCAGGAGGCAGCUGCUGACUGAUGCAACACCUGGUCGCAGGUGGGAGCUGAUGUCAGAGCUGAUGAGUCAAGGCGAGCUGGGAACACAGGAGGACACGGUGUCAGAGCUGCGGCAGCAGCUGAUUGGUCAACAGGAGGUGGGCGGGGUGAUAGUGGAUGGAUUCCCUCGAGAUGUCCAUCAGGCUCUGAGCUUCCAGGAGCAGGUAGGCUCACCUGACCUGGUGAUGAUGCUGGUUUGCUCCAAUGAGAUGCUGCGUGGUCGCCUCCAGCGUCGAGCUGCCCAACUCGGUCUCCUAGGAGACAGUAGCCACACCCUCCAGAGACGCCUGGACAGGUUCCAGAGAGACAUCGUGUCCAUCAGCAGAUACUACAAACAGCUGCACCUGCUCACACAGGUGGACGCAAACCGGGACUUGGAGGCAGUUUUUGCCGAUCUGAGUUUAAUCGUCAGAGAGAAACUGUGUGUGAAGGACCAGUCAGCUGCCUUUGACACGGUGACCCACCACAUCCUCCUCUCCACACUCCCUGAGCUGGACAUCUCAGGAUCUGCCCUCUGCUGGUUCAUGUCCUACCUCUCAGGAGAUACUUCAGAGUAUCCUGGAGGGGAGAAGUGUCCGAACCACACAACCUGUCCACAGGGGUUCCUCAGGGACGACCACAUGGUCUCUGCUGGAUCUCAUCGUGCCUUGCAGACAUCUCAGCCACCUUCAGCUCAGCCUCUGUGA